This is a messenger RNA of Durusdinium trenchii, 3009 nucleotides long. NCBI's taxonomy places the organism in Eukaryota, Dinophyceae, Suessiales, Symbiodiniaceae. The record is from the annotation of a GenBank genome assembly.
AUGGCCUCUCCCGGAACAACGAGACCGGGCGCGAUGAGUGCGUGCCCUGCUCCGAGUUCUCCAGCUCCACCUGGGAUUCAAGAGCCCACAGGCGGAUUUGUCUCAUUUGCCCUCCUGGCACCGAGAGUUGGCAAGGGAACUGCAGGCCUUGCCAGGCGGGGUACUUCAGUGAGCAGCCGGGGUCUUCAUCUUGCUCGCCCUGCAGUGCCGGGUUCUUUCAAAGUCAACAAGGACAAAACAGCUGCCUUCCAUGCCCAGCUGGCACUUUCAGUGCUGGCAGCGGCUCGCACCGCUGCACGCCGUGCUCCGAAACCUUUGAUGUCCUCAAUGACGAACUGGCACGCUGGGCACCAGAAGGAAGUGUUUCUUGCAUCAACUGCCCUUUUGGAGCCGAGUGCCAGCCUGACAACAAUGGAUUGUACACGAACUUCACCAACGCUGAAGGGUACUACAUCUUCCCAGAUGCCAACCUGUCCCAGCAAGCGAUCUUCAGCUGCAAUCACGGCAAUGGCUUGGCGUGCUUGGAGAGUCGGCAGUGCUACAGCGAUCCUAACACAGGGGAGGUCGCCAUGGAAGGACCCAUGUGGCGAAUGGCCAGGCUUUGCCAAGCCGACUGGGAAACCUUUGGACCUCUGUCGGAAGUGUGGCUCCAGGACGGCGAACGUGGUGGGCGUCAGCCUGCAGCUUCUCACUGUGGUGGGAAUGGCCUCCUUUCUGAUGAUCGUGAACGCCUUGUCGGACUAUAGCAAGCCCAAAAACAUCUUGUCCAUCAUCUUGAAGCAAUUCUUCAAUUACAUCCAGAUGGCCUUUGCAGUGCUCUCCACAGGCGGAGACCAUGGGCUGUACGGAGGUCUCAGCUUGGUCCAAGCUUUCGACCUUGGGCAGGACUACCUGGGGCUGAACUCGGCUGCCUGGGUCCCAGAGGCGAGCGCCUGCCUCAUCCAGGACCUCUUUCCCAGCUGGGAGAUCCACAAGGUCUACACGGUGAUCGGCCUGGCGUGGUUUCCGGGCACCGCCCUUGUUUCAAUGCUGGUCUACCUCUUUGUGAAACUCGUGAGGAGACUUCUGAAGAAGUCGGACAUCGAUACGCGCCACCUGAAGACGUGGAUGAUGAUCAACUUCUUCCUCUACGUCCCACGGGUGAACCGGCUCUUGAUGGUGAACUUCAAAUGCCAACAAUACGACACCUCCAGGUUGACAUUGAAUCCACAAGUGCUUUGCUGGAGCAAUGACCAUGCAGUUUGGCAGACGAUCAGCUGGGGAGGCGUUCUGGUCUUCUCAUGCGGUGGCCCGCUCUUCCUCUACCUGAUCCUCAGGAGACUGCAGAAGAAUCAGCUUCUGAGUAGCUGGAGAUCCCUCAGAACCUAUGGUUUCCUCUUCGCUGGCUUUGAGCCAGACUUCUACUAUUUCGAAUGCAUCUACAUGUUUCGAAAGAUUUGCUUUGAGCUGGUGAUGACGAUCCCUGGCAUGACCUCUGAGGAUGAGGCGAUUCUCGGUCGCAUCAACAACAGCAGCGUGGCGUUUGUGGCGUCGAUCUUUUUCGCGCUGCACAUGGCUUGCCAGCCCUAUGACAACAGGGAUUAUUUCAUCUUGGAUCGCAUUGAGACGGCCUCGUUGCGAGCCAUUCUGGUGACGGCUUUCUUGCAGCUUUGGUGUUUGGACACGAAUGAGGCAGAUGGUAUCAAGCACAAUGAAUGGCUUCGCCAAGGGCGGAAUUUAGUCGGUACCGUUGUCAUACUCCUCUUUCAUCUCCGCUUCUACUGGCUCUUUUUCUACGGCAUGGCCCGGCGCCGGGUGCAGCAGUGCAUGGCGGCGUGUCGAGGCCGAACUUGGGCACAUGGCACCUGCGUUUUUGUGCCGGAUGGGAUCCAGCUGCGGAAUCUCAACGAAAAAGAGGAGCAGCUCCUGAGUUCCAUGAUCGCUCAGAUCUUCGAGACGCACGUCCAAGUGAAGGGCAAGAUCGCCUAUGACAACUGGGCUGGCAGCUUGCAGGCCUUGUGUUUGGAAGCCAAGCGCGGCAGCAUUGGGGCCGAGCUCGUGGCCCUGGACCGGGUGGGGCACACUCUUCGUUCCUGGCGAGAGAUCGGACGCAAGCUCUUCCGAGGGAGCCGGGCGGGCGCCAUUUGCGAGAGGUUCUUCGACUGGCUCGAGGACUGUAACGGUGUGGUGUCAAACGCGGGUUCAAGUUAUGAAAAGCUCAAGAGGCAGAAGGACAGAGACAUGGAGGAGCUGCAGAUUUUUGGCGCCGACUCCCUCAACAAGAUCUUGAACUCUGAGUUCCGCGUGGAGGAGUUGCAGGAUGCCAUGCUGACGCUUGGUAAGAGCAUUUGUGACAACAAGCGAAUACCUGGCCUGGGCUUGAGUGGUAGCAAGGAGGAUAAGACCUCGUUCUCGCAAGCCAUGGAAUUCUAUGUGGGGCCUCUGGCCCUUGAUGACAACAUUGCCCUGGCGCUCGAGGAACGGACCCGAAUCAACGAAGUGGAGGAGCUCCGGAAGGAGGUGAAUGAGAGGCAUCAUGAAUGCAUGGAGCUGCGGCGGCAGCUCCUCUCCCUUUGCAAGUCCAAAGCCUCCCUGCCUUCCCCGCGACAGUCCCUCCGCUCGGAGGUCAGCGUGCAGAUUGAGCAGGAGAGCGUGAGCUCUGACAGGGCAAGUGAGACUGUGACCAAGCUCUGGCAGACGAUCCGGGAGAACGAGGAGUUGACGGCCAAGCUCCAAACGCUGGGCCAGGCCUGGAACGAGGCAGUGGCAGAGCGAGAUGGUUUCAAGGCAGAUUGCCAACAGCUUCAAGCGGCUUUAGAGAAGGAGGAAGAGAGGAAAAGCGAGGCACAGGCGACCGUUGCAGAGCAGCAGUCAAAGCUCUCGUGCUUGGAGGAUCAGCUCAAGAGGAUCUAUACCGUCCGAGCCGCAUGUUGGAGCUGUGGCGCCAAAAUGCCGGAGGGUGCUCUGUAUUGCUUCAAGUGUGGCAAGGAUUUGGACGGCGAGCAGGAGGACUCAGCGGUGAAGAGGUGA